Cuscuta europaea is the source of this 711-nucleotide messenger RNA. The record is from the annotation of a GenBank genome assembly. Lineage: Eukaryota; Viridiplantae; Streptophyta; Magnoliopsida; Solanales; Convolvulaceae.
AUACUUUCCCCUCCCUUGCGACGAACUACGUACCUAAACUUAGGUAUAAACUGGCAAGCUUUGAAAUCACCCACUAUUUGCUUCCUAAUGCCAUUCCACCACACCUUCAAGCCCAACCGGACCAACCUGACCAAGCCGAGUACCAAGAGGAACAUGAACAUGCCCAACACCACAUCCCCGACCCCCCCUCAAAACCCACCACCGCAAGACUUUUUCCAACAACUAUUGGAGGGCCAACAAGCACUACUUGCCAGGUUCAACACCAUGAACCUCAACUACACGAACAUGGGUGAACAACUUGCACAAGUCCGAGAGGAGCAACGGGCGGGUUUCCAAAGAAUGGAGGAGCUACGACAAGCCGACCUCCACCGCUAUGAAGAGGACUAUCGUAGAGUUUAUGGUCCUAUUGACUCAUAUAUAGCCCAUCACGGAGAUUUCUCAUCUAUAACUUCACCACCACCGGCACCUUCUUGGUAUAACCCCUCCGAUUGGGGAAAUUUUGGUGGCUCUAGUUCCGGUGGUGGAGGAUACAACGGUGGGGACACUCUAUGGGAGACGGUGAUGAUGUACAUGGGAGCGGCUUUGGAGGUGGCUAUUAUGGCGGAGAAGGCGGGCACUAGGGAUAGUGCCAUGAUUCAAGUGUGGGGGAGGGAAAUUCAUCUCUUGGACAUCAUCUAUUGAAGAAAUGAAGAAGAAGAAAAUGAGAAGAGG